Messenger RNA from Lasiosphaeria miniovina, 1330 nucleotides. RefSeq lists its product as uncharacterized. The transcript has 2 exons. The record is from RefSeq and is a predicted model, not a curated record. Lineage: Eukaryota; Fungi; Ascomycota; Sordariomycetes; Sordariales; Lasiosphaeriaceae. Bases 257 to 1234 code for a protein of 325 amino acids.
UUCGUGACCAUCUUUCGUCUCCACCGAUUCGUCACCACGUAGUUAGCAAUUGCGCGCCGCACUUGUCGCCUCGAACUACAGUUUCCGCCCACAACCACAACAUCCCGAAUGCUGCGAUUUGCAUUAACGUUGUCUUGACGCGACCAACGCUUAGCCCCGAUCCAGCUGCUGUCUGGGGUGCCUUCAAUAUUGGUCCCGCUAAUCAAAACACGGCGACCGACGAACGCCGCCAAGAAUAAACCGAGAGCGACACGAGAUGGAGGCAUUACUGGGAGCUGACAAGUCCAACUACUCGUGCGGCUCCGUCGCCGACCUCCAGGCCCAGCUGCGCGAUCUUCUCGGCUCGAAGGUGACAGGCACGCGCGCCGAGCACAUCGCCGUCACCUUGAAACUGCGGGCAACCACCGUCUUCGAUGUCCCCGUCACCGAAACCGAGAACGAGGUGCUCGAGAGCGCCGCUAACAUUGACCCGCUGCUUGGAGGCGCCCGGUCGAACGUUGCGUCCGCUUCGGACGCGGCUGACGGCCCGCCGACGCGCAAGAUCAAUGCCAUCGACACCCUUUUAAACCAACCCUCCGACGACCACUUGCUGCAAAAAUCCGUCGCAAAGCACGUCGUUGCGUCGCUGAGCGAGGUCGAUGGGAGCAACUGGACGGUGCGCGAGGUGUCGAGAAACGAUCAGAGCUGGACCUUUACGUACAUCUGCAAAGACUCGUGGCAGGCAUGGAGCCGCCAGAACUCAAAGAAUCUUGCGCGAACCGUUAUUGGCGAAUGGACCUAUAAGGAGGGAGACUUCAACUUGGGCCGUCCGGCUUUCGAUUGCCGAGGCUCCUUGACGAUUGCCUUUGUCAGGUCAACCAGGUCCAUCGACGUGAAAUAUGAUCACACGCCGAUUCAUAAGACGGUCAGUCAGUUGAUAGAGCUUCUCGUGCCGCCGCCACCUGAGGCACCUCCUCUUGUCCUGAACAGGAAGGCACCGAAGGAACCAAAACCGCCCAAGCCACCGAGGCCAGCCAGAGCCCUUAAGCCGCCCAAGGAACUAAGAGCACCUAAGGGGCUAAAGGCACCGAGGCCCCCAAAACCGCCAAGAGAUCCAAACUCUCCCAAGACACUGAGAUCUGGAAGAAAGCGGCGAGCUGAGGGGAAUGGGGUCCCGGGAGGCGAGAGCUCACAGCCGAAAAAGCAGCGCAAAAGAAGGACCCGGCAGCCGCUAUUGCUGCAGACGGAACAGUGAUGCCUUCAGAGAUGCCUAGCGCCUUGCCCGUGGGGCAAUUAUCAGAGCACCAACUUUACAACAACGGUCAAUCCCAGGACAUGGGUACCGGACUGG